AUGGGCGGCCACGGGCCGGAGCGCGCGGGGCCUGGGGGCUYGAGGCCUGUGGAGUCAAGGCUAGCGGGAUCUGGGGGCGACCCUCAUCAGGACCAUGAUACCUCUACUGAGAAUGCAGAUGAGUCCAAUCACGACCCCCAGAUUGAGCCUAUAGUUUCGCUCCCUGAGCAAGAAAUUAAAACGCUGGAGGAAGAUGAAGAGGAACUUUUAAAGAUGCGAGCAAAGCUACUUUGAUUUGCUUCAGAGAAUGAUCUUCCAGAAUGGAAGAAGGGAGGCACUGAUGAUGUCAAGCUCCUGAAACAUMAGGAGAAAGGAACCAUCAGCCUUCUCAUGAGGAGGGACAAGACCCUGAAGAUAUGCGCCAACCACUAUAUCACRCCAACGUGGAUGGAACUGAAGCCAAACGCCGGCAGCGACCGUGCCUGGGUUUGGAACACCCAUGCUGACGUUGCUGAURAGUACCCUAAGCCAGAGCUGCUCGCCAUCCGCUUCCUAAACGCUGAGAAUGCACAAAAAUUCAAAACAAAGUUUGAAGAAUGCAGGAAAGCGAUUGAAGAGAGAGAAAAGAAAGGACUGGGCAAAAAUGAUAAUGCUGAAAAAGUGACCGAAAAGCUGGAAGCUCUUUCUGUGAAGGAGGAGAACAAGGAACCUGGAGAGGAGACCGAGGAGAAAUCGGAGAAGCAAUGAGUCGUCUUAAUUUCUUUUCCUUUUUCUUUUC
Molecule: messenger RNA, 718 nt
Organism: Urocitellus parryii (Arctic ground squirrel)
Lineage: Eukaryota; Metazoa; Chordata; Mammalia; Rodentia; Sciuridae
Source: RefSeq, a predicted model, not a curated record